Messenger RNA from Bathycoccus prasinos, 2550 nucleotides. RefSeq lists its product with no specific name. NCBI's taxonomy places the organism in Eukaryota, Viridiplantae, Chlorophyta, Mamiellophyceae, Mamiellales, Bathycoccaceae. The transcript has a single exon. The coding region runs from base 1 to 2550 and encodes 849 amino acids. Gene Ontology annotation, molecular function: protein binding; ubiquitin protein ligase activity. The record is from RefSeq and is a predicted model, not a curated record.
AUGCCGAUCGUGGCCGCGCGCAAAAACCUGGACGACUCUCGAACGUGCCCGAUAUGCCGAGAGAUUUACAAAGCGCCGUUUAACGCCACGUGCGGGCACACGUUUUGCCACGACUGCGUGGUGGAACACUGCGGGAAAUUUUGGGAGCUUCAUCAUCAUCAUCAUCAUCAACAACAACAACAACAAAGUGCGGUUGGUACUAAUGCUGUUGGCCCCGCCGUUGGAGAGAAGAAGAAGAAGAAGAAGACGACGACGACUCAGACGAACGAGGAGGAAAAGGAGGAAAAGGAGGAAGACGAAGUAGAAAAAAAGGGGACAAAAACGACGACGAUGAUUCAGACGACGAAAGAUUUUGGGAAACUGGUGGACUUUUCCAACCCAGCGCCGUGUCCGAUUUGCAACGCGUCGAUUACUUCGUUAACGCCGAACGUGGCGCUGACGAAAGUUGUCGACGCGUUGGCACGGGUGGACGCGAUGACGAUGCAAAUCACGGAGGAACACUCGCCGAUGGAACCGCAGCAUUCGAAAAUUGCGCGAGCGGAGAAAGUCGUCUCCGCGUUGCAGCACAUGGACGAAGAACAGUUGGCGCCGAUCGUGAAAGCGCUGGUGGAGAAGCACGCGAGAGCUGUCGCCGAAGGCGAGGAGAAGAGAUUAGAGAUUUUGAGGGAUUUCUUCGACGAGGCGACGAGGAGAAAGAGGAUGAAGAUGGCGGAAGGGGAGAUGGAGAUGAAGUUUUUACGCACGGACAUAGAGAGGGUGGAGAAGUUGUUGAGAGAAGAGUUGAAGGUGUUAAAGAGGAGCUACACGGAGGCGGAAGGGAGAACAGGAGGAGGAGAAGAAGAAGAAGAAGAAGAAGAUGACGGUGAAGACGUGGCGGAUAUGCUUCGAUUUGUACCGCAACUGCCCGGGUACGAGGGAGAUGCGUGCGAUGAGGAUGAAGAGUUCGAAAGGAAAUAUCACGCUGGAUUAAGUUCGCUGUAUACCAAAGGUAUCAAAGAAAUUGAUGGCGUAAACAGUAGCAUGAGAGGAAGAGAGGAAGUCGACGACAACGACAACGACGACGACGAAGAAGAUGGCGGUGGAAAUCACCGCAUCGAACCGGCGAGUAUCGACGAGAAAAUGAACGAAGAACGGUUAGAAGAUUUCGCGCAAGCGCUGACGGACGCGAAACAAAAGUAUGGACGCGUGCGCAUCGUCGCAGAAAUAGUCAAACCGUCCUUAUCAAUGUCGUCCUUGUCGUUUAACAAUAAUUCUUUGAUGACCCAGUUUGGAGCGGUGAUGAACAACAACAGUAAUAACAAUAACAACAACAUCGUCAACAUCAUCAACAAUAACAACAACAACAACACUAUCGACACCAAUAACAACAACAACAUCAACAACGAAAAUAUCAACAAUAUCGAUAUCAUCAACACUUCACCGAUUCCACCGGUAAGCGAUAUUGUCUCUUCCAUUGACGUCUCCAUGGACCAAACUAUGUUUGCCACCGCGGGCGUUUCUAAACGCAUCGAGUUUUAUACCUUCACGGAUAUAUGCGACCGAACGGCGGCGAAUCAAAACGAAGAACGUCCGCGGAUUACGAGGGCGCAAAUCAAAGUUAAAUCGAAAAUAUCGUGCUUGUCUUUCUCUAGGAAACACGUCUCGCACAUCGCCGCGUCGGAUUACGAAGGUGUGGUGACCAUUUGGGACGCGGAAACCUCUCAAAGUAUUUUAAAAUUUGAAGAGCACGACAAGAGAUGUUGGACGGUUGAGUAUUGCAGAUGUGUAGAUAACAUGCACUUAAUCGCCUCUGGAAGCGACGACGGCGCGGUGAAGAUAUGGAGUGAGAGUGGUAUAAGUAUGGGAGGCGGAAAUCGAAGCGUCAUGGAAAUACAGAUGCGCGCAAACGUGUGUUGCAUCGCGUGGUCGCCGACGACCGCACACGAUAUCGCCAUCGGCUGUGCCGAUCAUAAAGUACGCGUGUACGAUUUACGACGUCCGCACGAGCCGUUAUAUACGCUCAGCUCGCAUAAAAAAGCGGUUUCCUACGUGAAAUAUAUCAGCAGUAGCGAGUUGUGUUCGGCGUCGACGGAUUCUAGCGUGUGCAUAUGGGACGUGAAGAAAACACACGAUCACAACGCGACUUUUGAUCCUUACAACAUCUAUCAUAACCAACAACAAUUCCAAGGUGAUGAUAAUGGCGUUCCUCUUCCCAAAAUGGAAACCAACAACGGCGCGGAUGGAGAAUCCGAUCUCGUCAGCAGCACUCGGCUGAUUCGCACCUUGACCGGUCACGUGAACAGGAAGAACUUUGUUGGAUUGGCGGCGUCGUCCGACGGAAAAUCCGUCGCUUGCGGCUCAGAGACGAACGAGUUAUUCGUGUACAAUAAGAACUUCUCCGCGCCUGUAGCCACGGUAUCGUUCGAUACUCCAGGGAAUGAUAUGAAAAGUUCCUCGAGAGAUCACAACUCUGGGAACCACUUCGUGAGCGCAGUUUGUUGGUCGGACGAGUCCACGCUCAUUUCCGCAAACAGUAAAGGACGAAUAAAAAUCGUAUCGCUUGGGAUGUGA